Molecule: messenger RNA, 981 nt
Organism: Caenorhabditis remanei
Lineage: Eukaryota; Metazoa; Nematoda; Chromadorea; Rhabditida; Rhabditidae
Exons: 1
Coding region: 1-981 (326 amino acids)
Source: RefSeq, a predicted model, not a curated record
AUGACUUACUCAAAGAACUACAAGAAACUGCAUGUGACUGAUAAACUAUUCGAAGACAUUGCAGAGUACUGUAUCUCUAAGUCAAAAAACAAAGAAGAAUGUUUCCAAGAACUGGAUAACACUAUUUUUCCAGUAAUUUCUUGUGAUACACUUUCUAUUUGGAUCAAUGAGACCAGAGUUUUCCCGGAUGGAAUGGAAGGUCUUGAGUAUGACCAUCGUCAUAUGCCACGAGAAGUUAUAGAUGUCAUUCUGAGGAAAUGGAGUGUAAAAUCGAUUCAACUCAAUAUGAUAUAUUUCACGAAUGAAGGGAUGUGCAGUGUCGACUGGUUACAGUAUGACUAUUUCACUCGAGUCAGACUAAAUGAUCCAUAUUUCAAAACUCAGAAGUCUCCAGAUCUAAAGUUCACAAAUGUCGAUGUGGAAAUGUCGGAUUCGAUCUAUUGUGUGAGAGAUCUAGGCGUUCGUUAUCCAAAAUACAAAUCUCCGAGAGGGUACGCCAACUUCAUUCCAAAUAUUAGAAGAUUAUUCCCAACUGACAAAAUAUCGAUGGAUCUGUCACAUUGGUGUUGUAUAGCCAAUGAUGAUAUCGAGAAGAAGAUGUCGACUAUAUUGUACGUGGUCUCAAUGGAACAGCCUCAGAAUUUGAGUGUGGAUAUCAAAUUUUUUGUGGAAUCAGCAAUUGUCAAAAAACUCAAUGAGGAGACAAAAAAAGAAGAAUUGUUUGGAAUUGCUCCGAAAUAUAAUUUCAGAAAACAUUGUUUGCAAUGUUAUAAAAAAUCUCUACCGUUUGAAGUGAAACUAGGUCCGGAUGCAUUUAAUUCGGAGAAAUGGAUUGGAAGAAGGUUUCAAGUAAAAAAUACUAUCAAUCAAUUCAAUUUCAAUUUGGAUGUGUAUAUCAAAGAGAAGGAUUUGGAAGAUGAAUUGGAUAAGGAAAUGUUGCAAAAAUAUCCUAAUUCUUUUGUCGGACACUUUUACAAUUGA